Molecule: messenger RNA, 2277 nt
Organism: Trichoderma citrinoviride
Lineage: Eukaryota; Fungi; Ascomycota; Sordariomycetes; Hypocreales; Hypocreaceae
Exons: 9
Coding region: 45-2270 (741 amino acids)
Source: RefSeq, a predicted model, not a curated record
UCACCAACUACGAGAUUGAGCUCCUGAAGAAGUCGGCGGCCGAAAUGGCCAGCCAGAUCCCCGAGGGAGCCAUAGUGGUGGAGCUGGGCAGCGGAAACCUGCGCAAAGUAUGCCUCCUCCUGCAGGCGUUUGAAGAUGCCAAAAAGAAGAUUGACUACUUCGCGCUCGACCUGUCCCAGAAGGAGCUUGAGCGCACGCUCGCCGAGGCGCCGGCCUUUGAAUACGUGAGCUGCCGGGGCUUGCGCGGGACGUACGACGAUGGGUGCGAGUGGCUGAAGCAGGAGGCGAUUCUGGCUCGCCCAAAGUGCAUUUUGCACCUCGGCUCCAGCAUUGGCAACUUUACGCGCGACGAGGCGGCGGAAUUCCUGAGGUCGUUUGCAGAGGUUCUGCAGCCCUCGGAUCUCAUGAUUGUCGGGGUUGAUUCUUGUCAGAGCCCGGACAAGGUGUACAAGGGCGUUACACACCAAUUCGUCCUCAAUGGCCUCACUCACGCAAACGAGGUCCUCGGCCAGGAAGUCUUCAACGUCGAAGAGUGGCAAGUCACUGGCGAGUACGUCUACGAUGUCGACGGCGGCCGUCACCAGGCCUUUGUCUCGCCUCUCGAGGUUGCCUCGGUCCUGGGACACAUCAUCAAGCCUCACGAGCGCAUCAAGAUCGAGCAGAGCUUCAAGUACUCCGACGUCGGUCUCGACAAGCUGUGGAAGACGGCGGGCCUCGAUGAGGUUGCCAAAUGGAGCCACCAAGGCGAAUACGGCCUUCACAUGCUCAAGAGAGCCAAGAUGCCCUUUCCAAGGCUCCGCGAGCUCUACGCCAGCGACACCCUGCCCACCUGGACCGACUGGGAGAAUCUCUGGGCGGCCUGGGACACGGUCACCCGCAGGAUGCUCCCCGACGCGGAGCUCAACGAGAAGCCCAUCAAGCUGCGCAACGCCUGCAUCUUCUACCUCGGCCACAUCCCGGCCUUUCUCGACAUCCAGCUGAAGAAGACGACCCAGGCCGGCGGCACCGAGCCGCUCUACUUCCACACCAUCUUCGAGCGCGGCAUCGACCCGGACGUCGACAACCCGGAGAUGUGCCACGACCACUCCGAGGUCCCGGACGAGUGGCCGCCCCUGGAGGACAUCCUGGCGUACCAGGACCGCGUCCGCGAGAGGCUCCGCAAGCUGUAUGCCAGCCCCGACGAGCUUCCCGGAGACGUCCGCCGCGCCGUCUGGAUCGGCUUCGAGCACGAGGCGCUUCACCUCGAGACGCUGCUGUACAUGCUGCUGCAGAGCGACAAGACGCUUCCGCCGCCGCACACGGUCGUUCCGGACUUCCCAAAGAUGGCCCAGAAGGCGUAUGCGGCGCGGGUGCCGAACCAGUGGUUCGACGUGCCGGAGCAGACGAUUACCCUUGGCAUGGACGAUCCUGAGGACGAGCACGAUGUGAACCGACAUUUUGGAUGGGACAACGAGAAGCCUGCCAGAAAGGCGACUGUGCCUGCCUUCCAGGCCAAGGGCAGACCCAUCACCAACGAGGAGUACGCCAAGUACCUCUACUCUUCUCACAUCGAGAACCUCCCGGCCUCCUGGUCGGUCAUCCCCCCCAAUUACCACCACAACACCAACGCCACGACGCCCGGGAAGCCCAUCCUGAGCGAGCUCCCCGAGAGCUUCCUCCACGACAAGGCGGUGCGGACCGUCUACGGGCUGGUGCCCCUGCGCUACGCCCUCGACUGGCCUGUUUUCGCGUCGUAUGACGAGCUUGCCGGUUGCGCGGCGUGGAUGGGCGGCAGGAUCCCGACGAUGGAGGAAGCAAAGAGCAUCUAUGCGUAUGUGGAGAGGCAGAAGGACAUUGCCAAGCAGAGCAAGCUGUCCAACAAGGUUCCAGCCGUCAACGGGCACCUCGUCAAUGACGGCGUCGAAGAGACCCCCCCAUCGGCAAAGCCCUCCCCGGCCUCCCUCUUCGUCGACCUCAGCACCACCAACACCGGCUUCCUCCACUGGCACCCCGUUCCCGUGACCCCCCGCGGCGGCUCCCUCGCCGGCCAGGCCGAGCUCGGCGGCGUCUGGGAGUGGACGAGCUCCGUGCUGCGCCCGCACCAGGGGUUCCGCCCCAUGAGCCUCUACCCGGGCUACACGGCCGACUUCUUUGACGAGAAGCACAACGUCGUGCUGGGCGGGUCGUGGGCGACGCACCCCCGGAUUGCCGGCAGGAAGAGCUUCGUGAACUGGUAUCAGCGGAAUUACCUGUAUGCCUGGGUUGGGGCUCGAUUGGUGCGGGACGUGUGAGGGGGGG